AUGGAACCAUUGCCUGGAACUUAUAAGGCCACCAUCAAGCUUAUUGAAUCAGCUCGGCUUACUCCAACCGAGCACUCGAUCUGGAGAGCCUUUUUAGACGAGGCCGUGAACGCGGAAUGCGCCGCCCAAUAUAUCUGGCAAAGAAUCCAUAAUGGUUCGGGACAUCCUCCCGAGCAGGUAUUGGGCGAGCUCAAACUCCAAUGGAAGCAAGUUGUCACUAAACUGGCGAAGCCAGACCAAGUGUGGCCCAAGGAACAAAGCCUGGUCGAAGCUCGGGACGAUUUGCACUGCUUCAUGCUGGAUCAGAAGCCAUCGGGUCCAAAUGCAUCCACUCGUUUUGAUCAUGCCUGGGUGAUCCCACCGAGCCUUUUUGAUGGCAGUGACAUGGAUCCGCAGGGUCCGCUAUAUGCCCUUCUACAAGCAUUUUUGACCCCUGCCAUAACUUCCAAGCUUCAGACCAUUCUGCGAACUAAACAAACGGACGCUCGCCUAAGAAACCUGUUCCUGCUCUCUCCUAGCGUUCAUUUGGCUUUUAGAAAUGGACACAUCCAAAUCUUUCCUAUAACUGACACCGAAGACCGUUGGAAUGAUGAAACCGAGACCAGAAUCAAAACAGCGAGCAAAGUUUAUGUCUGUGAUUCCAGGGAUCUUGGAUUACACCACAAACUAUUCCCCGAGCCUUGUACCUCGCUCUUCCUCAGCGAUGGCAGCUUAUGGGACCGGACAAUGCAGAUGUUCAUAAUGGAAACGCGGGACGUCAGUCUACCUCUUCCAGAUCCAUUCCUAUUACGGACACACUUUCGCAUGGCAGCGUCGUUGCAUUUAUUCCACGUCGAAGAACAAAUUUCUAAGGGAUGGCCCUCACCCUCGUUCGCAACAACACAGAAGAAAUUACGCUCUGUCUGGUACCUUGUACCAAAGGUGAUACGUGUCCAAUGUUAUCAUGUGCUCCUGAAAAUAGGCAGCCUACUCUACCCACGGACUUUCACAGGCCUCGUGCACCAGCUUCCGUUCGGGCUGUAUGCAAAAAGAUGUACUCGCUCACCUCUUAACGAGACCGAGACAUUGCGCCUAGUCGAAAACUACAGUUCAAUCCCCGCACCUCUCUGGGUGGAUAAUUACCAAGGAACGCACUACAUCCUUAUCAUGACAACCGUGCCUGGACAAACACUGGAGACAGUGUUCCACCGACUCUCAUACUCGGAACGUGACCAGCUAUCCAAAGACUUGAAGCACAUUUUGCCGCAGCUUCGGUGCAUUCCAAACCAGACUUCAUACGCCUUCAGCAACAGUCACGGAGGCCCGCUAACAGAUCAUCGUUUGCCAUCCGGUACAUGUGGCCCGUUCCGUUUGAUUUCCGAAUUCCACGCUUUCCUCGUCCAUAAAUACGUGCGCGUGGAGACGAAAGAAAAGAUUUCGGCCGUCCAUGACCGUCAAUACCGCUCAGUCUUCACCCAUGCGGAUCUGCACCCUAGUAAUAUUAUUAUUGAUCGCGGACGCCUGUCGGGAAUUGUGGAUUGGGAAUGCGCUGGCUUUUAUCCCGAGUACUGGGAGUUUACGAAGGCAAUGUAUGGCGCAGAACGGUUCCCGGAAAUUCGACAGGUUAUUCGUGAUGCGUUCUCAGGGGAUAGUUAUGAAUCGGAGUUGGAGGCUGAGACGCUACUAUGGAAUGACACACCGCUGGGUAUAUAG
Molecule: messenger RNA, 1692 nt
Organism: Penicillium paradoxum
Lineage: Eukaryota; Fungi; Ascomycota; Eurotiomycetes; Eurotiales; Aspergillaceae
Exons: 5
Coding region: 1-1692 (563 amino acids)
Source: RefSeq, a predicted model, not a curated record